UCGAAGAAGAUGAUGGCACAAGUGCCCUCCUAGCAGCCGUAAGCGAGGACUUUAGUACCUUGCGGCUGCGCCAGAGAAGUCAGGACUGACUUGAAGAGCCAGAUGUUGAAAAUGGCUCCUGUGAUGUUGGGACUGCUGGAGGCUGUUGCGUACUAUCCCGUCUGCUCGUCUUAGCCUGUUUGCUUCGACGAGGGUGCUGGUGCACCUCUGGGACAUAGAACAAGCAACCCCCGCCGGCUUCUAGAUUUGUUGUUCUACUGCUGUUGCACCGCAAUAAAGCAUCAGCAUGAUGAAUCAGCUCGGUGGAGGCGCGCGGCCUGCGUCGCUGAUUCCCCCGGCUGCGGGGGCGGCGCAAAAUCCGUAUGGCGGAACGACGAGCAGUCCGCAAUACGGUCCUUAUGGAGGAUAUGGUACGAAAGAAGUGUUUCACUGUAUGGGAUUUUGCAAAUUAUUUUGCAUCACAGGUUUGCUCUACAUGAUGACAGAGAAAAUUUAUCAUGGGGGGCUCCUAUUGGAAAACACAGCUAAAAACAUCCUGUUGUGCAUGUGUAGCAAGACAAGCGCUUUUGCGAUGCACAUUUUGCAUUACCAGUUUACAGUGAAACAGUUUUUUCCGGCGAUAGAGGACAACCGCAGCAACAGUCGAUCUACAGCACCAGCUCCCUGCAGCAACAACCGUCCACGAGCUACGCGAGCAGUUACGGGCAAAACCCCUAUAAUAAUUCGCAGCAGCAUAUGACAGUGCACAACUCCUCCUUCCCCUCAUUCGUAUGGCAUGAACGGCAAUACAAGCGCCAGCGAAAAUGCAGGUUUUGCAUGACAAAUUUGCAGCCGAUUGUAGUGCUAUUUGGGCUGCCAGAACUUGUUAUGCAAACAGUGCUAAGAGGUACAGCCUGAGUUGGGCAUUUUGCAUGACAAAUGAGGGGGAGGGGGAGUUGCGCACAUUCAUACAACAACCGCAACCGGUUUCCUAUGGUAGUACGCCGUCACAGCAGCAACAGCCGGUGAACAAUCCAUACGGAGGAGGCAGUGGUGCGCCGCAGCAACAGCAGGGACCAAACCCGUACGGAGCUGGUGUGGCCCCACCACCUGUCACGGGGGCGCAGCAGCAGCAACAGCCGCCAGCGCCGUAUGACCCUGCCAGGGCUCCAGGGCCGCAAAAUCCGUAUGGGCAGCAGCAGCAACCGCUAAAUCCAUACGGGCAACAGCAGCCACCAGCGAAUAUUCCGUAUGGACAGCAGCCGCAGCCAGCUGCAAAUCCGUACGGGCAGCAGCAGCAGCAGCAGCAACCUCCACCAAAUCCCUACGGACAGCCGCCCGGCGGGGCUGGUGCGCCGGGCCAGAAUCCGUACGGGGGGCAGCCACCGCAGCCGCCAAAUCCGUAUGGAGCGACGACGCAGCAACCGCCGCUUCCAGGCCCCGCUCCGGGUGGUCAGCAACCCAGCUACCCGUCGAGCGUGCCGCAGAGUCAGCAGGUACUACUUGAGGCGUUCUUCUUCCGAGGGAGUUCCCUUGUCAUGCAGCGGACAGUAGUGUAAGAAACGUUUGGGAUGCAAAAGCAGAUAACAGUAGCAGCUCCAGUUGUCCGUACUUAAUUGAAUUGCAGAUUCUCAUUUGCUUUAUACCCCAGCCCUCUCCAACUGCGCAAACCCAGCCGGCUGCGGCGCCGGCUCCGGCUGGAUCCAUCGUGCCUCUAUCAAAUGCAAAUAUGUCUGGGUCUGGAAACUUGUAAUGCUGAAUGGUCAUGAUUGACUGUGCCUGUAAGUGCAGCGGAGCAUGACAAAUGUUUCAAACGCUUCCUCAUGCGCAGAACGCAUUACAAACUGCGCUUUUGCAUGACGAAAGUGUGGCGCUUUAUUUGCUGCUUAUGCAAUACAGAUUUUUUAGGAAUGCGAGACAUGCAAUACAGGUUCAACCUUCCAGACCCAGACAUAUUUGCAGUGGAUAGCCUCCGUCGGUCUACGAUGCGGUCAGGCCCGUUCCGUCUAACGUGGAGUACCGUGUAUUACAAUGAAAAAUGCCCCUACCCCCGAACUUGGGAGCAUUUGUAUUUCAAACCUUUCCAAAUGAAACAUUCGCCCUCUUGCAUCUAUCAGCAUCACAGGUUUCCAAUCGUGAAUAGCAAAAAUUUGUAUUGUAAAUAAAGACCCCAGCAAGAGCGGCGCUUGUCAUGCAAGCGAUGCGAUACACGCCUAGACUCUGCAUCAGAAAGAAGAUUCAUACUGCUUUCAUGCAUGGCAAAGACUUUUCAUUUGGAAACUUCGCAUCACAAAUUUUUGCAAUUUCAGGAGUGGGGGGCACUUUUCCCUGUAAUACCGUGACGCGAGCAUUCUCGCACCCCCCGCCGCCCCGCCGCAGCAGCAGUCCGCCCUGCAGACGCAGCCGCCGACCCAGGUGCCGCCAAACUCGGGCCUGCCGGCGCCGGUUACCGCGGCCAGCACGCCAGCAGCGCCCGUGCAAUUUGGACCCGUAAGUCCGCCCGGGGACGGGACGAAGCCGUUAUAUCCUGAGUAAAAACUACGUCCCCGCCCCAUGGUUGUGAUGCAAGCCUGCAUGCAGAAAUAAAUGUUUCUCAUGCGGAGCCCCAUGAGAAGCGCUUUCUAGUCGGGUUUUGGAAGUUGUCAUGCUCCAAUAAGCACGGUGUGCUAGAUCUGUGAUGCUGCUGAAGUAGCCAAGCAGGACCAUACUACGAGGCCAAACUUGUCAUGCCCAACAACCAAAGCUUGUUGAUUUGUGUAGCAGAUUUCCCGUGGUCUAUGGUGUCGGGACGUUUUUACACAGGACACGUUGCCGAUAAGAGUGACGGUCAGAUUUCGACCCGGGAGCAGUCCUGCGGGGGCGGUCGGGAGUGGGAUAAUAAAGGUACUUUUUUGAUCUUGAGCAGCUUCCAGGCAGUUGUGAGUCAUUCUUGCUCUUGGCAUGACAAUGAAUUUGGUCCUUGAGCAGGACUUCUACUCUGGGCUUUUGCAAUGCAUUUUAUCACUUUGUUCACAGGCCAACACGUCGCGGGAAGUGCAAAUAGACGCGCAGAAGUUUGAAUUCGACCGGCUUUUCGACGCGGAAAAUUUGCAAGCUGCGACUUCUUCCUCUUACAACAAGCAAAAGUCUGACGACAUGAUCUUCGACGACAUUGGGCCGAAGUUGCUCGUGGAAGCUUUGCAGGGGCAGAACGGAACCAUUGUUAUAUCAAGAAGAAAAAUCCCCCCUCCCCAUAUCAAACCGGAAAUCCGUGAUGCAGAUUUGUGGCCACGAAUCAGCUUUGUCAUGCCAGAAGGGAAGAGAUAAAGAUGCGGACUGUAGUUCUGGGCUGCGUGGGAAAGCCUUGCAUCUUCAGCAUGACAGAAGGCAGGUAGAAGCGGAAAACAGCAUGACAAACUGCCUGCAAACGAGGCAACAACUGCGCCUCUUUGCCUUCUGGCUAUACAAGUCCAUUUGUGUUGUACUCAAAUACUGUUUUUUUUAUACAGCAUCACAAAUUUCGUUUUCGAUAUGGGGAGGGAGGAUUUUUCCUGCUGAUAUGUCACCUACGGGAACUUCAACGCCGGGAAAUCAACGACGUUCACGUCUUUAUCCGAGAAGUUCGCCCAGCAGCUUUUUGAAGAAGUGAAGCACUGCGAGGUGGGCAAGCGGAACCGAAUUUUGGUAAAUCUUUCCUGUUACGACGUAUCUGACAGUUCGGUCCGGGAUUUGCUGAAAGUGACCGAAGAUGCUGUACUAACAGGCGGCCCUGGUGGAGCCACGGUGAGUGCGGGUAGUGUUCUAUUCUGAGUAAAAACGUCCCCACCCCAGAGUUGUCAUGCAGCUACAGGAAGAUUUGUAUUGCGCAUCCCCAUGAAAGGCCUUUUGUCCAAUCCCGUUUUGCACUUUGUAAUGCUGUUGACAGGAUGAGUAGAUGGAUUUGUGUUGCGGCUGUACUUGCUAAACUGCACAACUGCAAUAAAGAGACGAACUUGUCAUGCUAGGCCCCAAAAACUUCUCGACUUGUGUUGCGAGAUCCCCAUCUUGGCUCUGGUGUGGAGAUGUUUUUACAUGGGAUAUGUUCUUGCGGGUGAUGGGUUCACGUUGCUGGAGCAUGGGCAACUGGGAAUGUUGGUUUCCGGGCUGACCUAUCAAAUGCAAGUAUGUCUGGGUCUGGGAGAUCGCGAGGUUUGUCAUGCUAGUCUGACAUGACUCUGGACUCUGUGUUGCGUGGCCGCAGAGAGCUCCUCUUGCAUGUCAUGCAAAAACGCAAUUUCUCAUGCGAAUGUAGGCAAUCCAGUUUCAGAAACACGAAAAAAAUUGUCAUGCUUGGCAGCGCAAUACAGUGUGCUCCCUAUAAUUCUCUUCCUUGCAUCACAAGUUUCCAGACCCAGACACUUUUGCAUUUCAUAUGACCAAAAUCCCAAUUGUGGAUCUAGCCGGGUUUCAAGAAGCGGUAGCAUUCGCGAAGCAGAAGCAGGCGCUGGGAGGUACUUUACUUGCUACUGCUUGAUAAAUAAAUACACGGGGUUUAUUUUGUACGUCACGUGCGUGAGCGCCUAUGGCUACGAUUUCUGUCUACUUCGUGAUGCACAACUCGUACUAGGUGUAGGUAUCAAAGUGAUUGUUAAGUAUCAUAUAAACAAAAGUACUACGAGUAGAAUCAUCGCAACGCAUCAAACAAACCACCAUGAUCGUCGUCCACAUGAAAUAAAUACUGCAGACCCCGCCACGCGGCCUCUGUCGUCCGAAACCAACACUCUCUUCGUGCAGAUUGAUCUCGCAAUCCAGCCCUACACGCCCGGCACCGGAAGGCCGACGAAGCUGAGUCGGGUGACGUUUGUGGAUUUCGCGUCUAGCAGUGGGAAAGGGGAUUUUGGCAGUACAACUUCUAGCAGUACCUCCUCUUCUACCCCGGGUGGAGGUCCGGCGAGGUGGGACGCGUUAGUCGGAAAGCCGCCGGUGGAGUACCUAAACAGGUCCGUUGAGCUGUUCUCAACUUGCGUAGACGGUCUGGUGAGAGCGAGCGUGGGGCGGAACAAGCCGCUGCUACCGGAGAGCAAGGUACUUACUAUCGAAUGAAAAGCGAUCAAUUGUCAUGCGAAAAUGUGCAGCGCAGUGCGAUUUUCUGUUGCGGAUUUCGCUACUUUCUCAAAAGAAAAAUAUUAUCAGCCCGUCUUCCAAACUUCCUAUCUGGGGCAACUCUUGAUGGAGAGCCAUGCGGGAAGCUGCAGGACAACUUGGGUCGCUUGCGUAGAUCCGGCCAAUGCUGCGGACAGUGCGAGGACGCUAGAGUAUAGUUGUACAACUCGCGAAAUAAGUAUUCAAUCUGGAAAAGAAAAAUUCUCGUCUAAGAGGCGAGAAAGAGCAGCAUCUACAACUUCUGGGUGGUCUAUUCUUGCAGUCGCUGGUAAACAUUGCUACAAUCGGAAAAUGGAAACAUGUUGUUGGAGAAAAAAAAAAGUACAACUGGAUGAAAAUAAAUCCUAUCAGGCUCGCCUCCAAGCUCCGCAUGUGCGUCACCUUCCCUGCGGAGAGAAUUCUUGAGGAGCAGGGCUACACCAAGAUCUUGCAGCAGUUGCGCACCGAAGUGAUGCCAAAACAGCAGAUCGUGGCACAGGUGGAAUCCUCCGUGCGGCUUGGAACACGGAGUGUACAGGAUUUAGACAACGCAAAACGAGAAGUGCUGAAGUACACAUUGCAAAUGAAGGAGUUAGAGGAUCUCUGGAUGAGCACGGCAGACCGUAAAUACGAUUGUUUUUUUCCGCGUUUGCAACUACCACGCAGAAUCUUCACGUUGAGUGUAUGCUUUCUGUCAUGCGUAGCAGUAGCACAAAUCAAAAAACUUCCAGCUCUCGCAAAAUGAAAUUAUCAGACAAAGUGAAGCUGUUCAAGGAAUGGCAGCUGAAAAAGGAAGCGUGGCAGACCAAACGCUACCUGAAACCGGACCCAAAUAUCAAGAGGAAAAAUCCCCCUCCGCAUUAUACUCAAAGGCAGAUUUGUGUAGCAUGAUUUGUGAUCACAAGUUGUCACGUUGUCAGGCUAGAAAGGAAGAGAUGCGGACUGUAGUGCUGGCUGGCGUGGGAAAGCCUUGCGUUUUCAGCAUGACAGGAAGCAACUGGAAACGGGAAACAGCGUGAAAAAUUGCCUACAAACGAGGGAGCAACUGCGUCUGUUGCCCCUCUAGCAAUACAAGUCGACUUGUGUACUCAAAUACAGCAACACAAAUUCUCGAUCCGAGUAUGGGGAGGGGAUAUUUCUCCUUGCAAUACCAAAUUCGGCGUCACUAGUUGCCGGGUCUGCUGACGCGCAAUUGCACCAGAUUUUGAAGUUCGCGCUACCCGACGGUAAACAAUUUACAUUCGGAUCGGACGCAUCGAACGUGCUGCAAUUGAAACACUGCUUAUCCUCGCGAGAACAAGAUGAAACUGUCUCACUAUCAACUUUUGAUGCGGACACGUCCUCUCGGAACACUUUUUUGUAAUGCUGGAGACGCAAGUUAAGUAGUCGUUUUAGUCGUUGAUAAUCUUUAUUCCCCUUGCUGUGUGAAGCAUCAGAAAUUUUUGUUUCUUUCCUCUCAUCUUUGUACUGCUAAGUAAAGUCUGCAUCAAAGGUGUGGGACUGAAAUAGUUUUUGCCCACGAUACCGCUUCCCGAAGAAGCUGUGCUAUCUGCAGGCUUAUGGGGAUGCAAUAUUUUUGGAAAUAUCCGCAAACGGGGUGUGGCUAGACGGGAGGAUGCAAGGGCCACCGGGCGUAAAAGUGACUGUUGCGAAGGGGAGCUUGCUGGUAAUCUCAAUGGAAUAUUUUUGGGUGUUUAUUCCUCGCUGGGUUUUACUUUUUUACGCAGGAUUUGGACGAUAGUAAUAGUAUCUAUGUCGUUUUUUAUCAUGCGCACAAGACGUACAUGCAAAGGAAUGGACAUUUUGACGUGAACGUCUGCAUGAGUGCUUAAGCGGAAGGCAAGUGCGAAACCAAUUCUCCCCUCUAGGUCCUUGGCGCCCAGGGGAGUUACUACAGCUUCAAGAUUGGCGGCGUAAACCAGCCGCCACAGCAAUUCACGUAUGAGGACCCGAAGAAGUCCCUCCUUGCCCUCCUCCCCUUGCCGCCAGAGGUCCAGCCGGUGAGCAGCGGCAUCAGUGAUGCAAAGGCGAGAGAGGAAUUUGAGAAGAGUUACAAGGAGGUGGCGCACAGCUGUACGGAGGGAACGCAGCACUUGAUCGAUGUAGGGAAGGGCGAUUUGGAGUUUCGCCCGGAGAUUCUGGCCUCCACACCGCCGUCCAUUGUGGUCAAGCUGAGGAGGAAGAUCACUUCGACGAGCCCGGAGGAACAAAUCCUCGGGUUUUUCACGAUAAAGUCCUUCGAAGCGAUAUCCGAUGUAAAAACGUCCCCACCCCAUAGUCAAGAUGGGAAAUCGGCUAGACAAAUCCACAAGUUGUGGCUGUUUUGCAUGACAAAUUUGGACUCGUAGUGUAGUGCUGUUGGAGCUAGCUCAGCAGCAUCACAGAUCUAGUAUAUCACGCUGAUUGGAGCAUGGCAAAUCCCAAAACAGGACUAGACCAUGCUUCUCAUGGGGCUCGGCAUGAGAAACAUUCUGAGCAUGCACAUUUGCAUUACAACUCUGGGGUGGGGACUUUUUUAAAUACGAUAAGCGAGAAUAGAAGAGAUGAGGAAGGGGUACGGGAGGCUGAAUCGGGACCAGGUGCAAACUAUGCAAUGCAAAUGUGUCUGAGUCUGGAAGGAUGCAACUUGUGAUGCUGGAUCUGGAUUCUACGAAUAAAUCUGUAUUGCAUGAACAGGAAAAAAGGUCCAGUUUUUGCCACAGCGACAGGGUAUUUCUCAUGCAGUAUAGGCAUCAGGAAGCCCUCGGAAAAUCUCUGAUGCUAGGGCAUGCAUCACAGACAUCAGGAGCCAUGCAAAAUGUGCAUGGCAAACCUUGCAUCCUUCCAGACCCAGACAUAUUUGCAUUUGAUACAAACUUUGUGGAGUCACGAAGUCUCGACGACCGUAAAAACGACUGCAGCGGCUGCGCGUAUUCUUUUGUGUGUCUUUUUAUCCAUUGUCAUGCUCCACCUGAGGGUCGUGCAUUUUGAAUUCUGCAAGUGCAAAUCAUAAUCAACUUCCACUCUUCAACAUGAUCACUAAAACUACUACAGCCUCCGCAGGAGCUCCCCAAUCCUCCGGCUCCAGUGCCCUCCAGUCUGCGACCCCCGCGAUACAAGCGGCAUCUUCUUCCUCACAAAUCCCCUCAAGCACGACAAUCACAGCGACGCAGAACUACCAAUCUUCUGUCACCUUGACCACGACAAAUAACGGGAUGAAUGGGUCAUCUUCUUCCCAGCUCAUGCCGGCGGAGGCAAAUUCGCGCAUGGCAGAGAUGGCACGGAUGCUGCAGGAGAUGAAAGCGGCAGACCACGCAAAAAACGAGGUGCUGCGGGGGCUGAAGGAGCUGAUCGCGACCCUAGUCCGGGUAUCAAAUGCAAAAAUGUCUGGGUCUGGAAGAUUCUGAGACUUGUCAUGCACGGUUUGCGUGAGCCAUGACGUCUGUGAUGCAUGCCCUAGCGUCACAGGUUUUUUGAGGGAUUCUUGAUGCCCGUUCCGCAUGACAAAUGCCCUCUUCGCGUAGCCAAAAUUAGAAUCCUUUUGCUGCUCAUGCAACACAAAUUUUUUAGACAUCCAAAUGCAGCAUCACAAGUUGCAUUCUUCCAGACCCAGACAUUUUUGCAUGUGAUGCCGGGAGAUGGGGAUUAUGAAGGACACCACCGCGGUAUCCUGAGUAGAAAUGUCCCUACACGACCAGAGUAAAGAUGGGAAAUCUGCUAGACAACCCGACCAGGUUUGGUUGUUUCGCAUGACAAGCUUGUCUCUGUAGUGUAAUCCUGUUCAGCUACUUCCGAAGCAUCACAGAUCUAGCAUAUCAUGCUGAUUCUAGCAUCACAAAUGCAAAAAAACGACUAGAAGGCGGCUCUCAUGGAGCUCCGCAUGAGGAACUUUUUUGGCAUGCAGAUUUGCAUGACAACUCUGGGGUGGGGACGUUUUUACUCAGAAUGCGUGGAUGUAAAAAGCCAGUCGAGUUCCGGAAGACUCUUGUCCGAGCAGAUUCUGCGACUAGUGGAAGGACAGGCGCUCGGGCAGACAAUCAGCGGAGACGGGUUGGGCAGUACGCAGAACCUCUCCGCAACCCUGCCGCCGUGUACGUUUUGUUUUUGUGAUGCGAUUUUUAUCUGAUAAAUACGCAAAUAAAAACAGCCUUUCGUACGUAAAAAAAUAUGUCGUUUGUUGUUCCCCUUAUUUCUUUGCUGCAAUACUUUGCAGUGAUUAUCGAUCACCGGAACUACUUACUCAAACUCAAAACAACCUCCCCUCCAGCGCUCGCGCCCCUCCCGCUUUCCCGCACACUGGAUCGCGACCGCGCGUUAUCCCACGAAAAAAGUGUUACAGUUACACAUUUGUAGGCAAUUCAGCAACACAAAUGUCCCUGCAUGAGAGAGAAAACCUGUAAUGCAGAAAUCCUAGGGGAAAACACCUAUGAAACGAGGCUCUUAUGCAUAUCCGGCAUGACAGAGCUUGUCUGUCUUGCUUGGCCUGCAAGACAAUGUGUAACUGUAACGCUUUUUUCUUGCGAUGCGCGUCGUCUGCGUCGCCGAAGAGUUCCAUAUCAACUGCAAAAAUGUCUGGGUCUCAGAGAUUGCGAGAUUUGUCAUGCGUGUCUGGCUUGACUCUGAGCUCUGUGUUGCAUGGCCGCGAAGAGCUCCUCGUCCCUGUCAUGCAAAAAUGCAGUUUCUCAUGCGGAGUACGCAACUCAGAGCCAUGGAAAAAACUUGUCAUGCUUGGCAGCGCAUUAUAGUGAGUCCACUAUUCCCUUUCUUGCAGCACAAGUUUCCAGACCUAGACAUCUUUGCAUUUGAUAUUCCAGGGGCCAGUACAAGAAAAUCCACGCGACCAAGAAGGGUCUAGGACAGACGUAUCCUGUGUAAAAUCGUCCCCACCUCCCCAGAGUUAGUUGUCAUGCAAAUCUGCAUGCCAAAAAAGUUUCUCAUGCGGAUCCCCAACAUGAGAAGCAUUUUCAUCUAGUCGUGUUUUGGGUUUUGUGAUGCUAUAACCAGCAUCAUAUGCUAGAUCUGUGAUGCUUCUGAACUACCUAAAAGAGGAUUUCACUACGAGGACAAACUUGUCAUGCGAAGCAACCAAAGCCGGCUAAUUUGUCUAGCAGCUUUCCCAUCUUGACUCUGCUGUGGACGAGACGUUUUUACUCAGGAUAAGACGCAGCCGAUAUCUUCUUUGGGACAGCAGCAAACGCUCUACGGAGCCGGUGGACCAUAUGGGAGUGUCAGGAUUGAAAUUGUCAAAGUUGAAAUAGUUUGUCAUGCAUAAAAUGCGACGCAGAGACUGACUCUAUUGCAGAGGACGCAAGGGAGGCUGAUUCUAGUGCUGGCAAAAGUCAAGAAUUGGGUUGCUGACUAGCAUGACAGGGAGGAGCCAUCUUGCCCUAAACAGCAUGACAGACUUGCUUCAGAGGUCAGAAAAAUGUGUCAUGCGCCGAUUGGAAACUGUGGGUCCAACUGGUAUGGAUUUUAUGCAUUACAAAUUAUUUCAACUUUGUUAAUUUCAAUCCUGACAGUUCCAUAGACAACAGCAAGCAGCGUCCCCCGGGCUGAUGAUACCUGGGCAACAACAGCAGCAGCAGCAAUUUGGAAGGCCAAUAGGACCACAGAUGACCGCGGGCUCUGUCGCUUCUCCCACGGUCGGCGCAAACCCCUAUGGGCAGAUAGGAGCGACUUCUUCUAUGAUGAAGUCACCCUAUUACCAGCAGACGCCGGGUGUCGUAGGUGGGGCGACGGCUGCAAGUAGUGCAAGUAACCCGUACGGUGCGCAAGCAACGCCAGGAGCAGUGGCGACGAACCCCUACGCGGCGGUGACUGCGACCGCCGUGCAGCCGGGGAAUAGUAACCCGUAUGCAACAGCGCAAGCUACUGCGCUUGCCGCGAAUAGUAAUCCGUAUGCACAGCAAGCGACGGCUACUGCGGUGCCCGCGAAUCCAUAUGCGAGCCAGGCAGCGUCGUCCUCCAGUACCGUCGCGAACCCGUACGGCACACCGAAUCCGUAUGGAAGUGUCAGGAUUGAAAUCGACAAAUUUGAAAUAAUUUCUCAUGCAUAAAGUGCAAGGCAUGAAGUGCCUCUCUUGCAUGGAUGGCAAGUGAGGCAGACCGUCAGCCUGUUUGGGGUCUGCGAUAGAGCUGCUAAGGUAGCACGACAAAAGACGCCUUCUGUCCCUAAACAGCAUGACAAGUAACUGGAUUUAGACGGUGCCGAAAUUUGUCACGCACCGCUUAGAAAUUGGGCUUCCAACUGGUAGCGAUUUUAUGCAUGACAAGUUCUACUUCCAACUUUGUCGAUUUCAAUCCUGGCACUCCCAUAAUCCGUACGGAACGCCAAACCCCUACAACACUGCGAGCAGCAGUAGCAGCGCGAACCCCUACGCAAAUAUACCGUUGGCAACUUCGGCACCAGGCGCGGGAACAGAACGUGCCGCGGCGCAGAGCCUCGUCGCCGGGUUAACCGGCGGGGUCACUGGGCUGGGGCGGUGAACGGAAAUGCGGUUUUAGCAGGGUCAGCGAGCAGACUUGUAUGUGUGGCUCUUGGGGCAAAAAGGUCCUAGCGUAACAGUGUCUAUUAAACAACUGUCGUACUGAACAAGCAUAACCAUACUAAAUUUAUUCGCAGAAUCAAAAUUAUCCAGAAAAAUACGCGCUAUUCCGAUAGAAAUCUACUUACGAUACAAGUACAAUACAUCGCGAAGAAAAAUUAUCACGACUUUGCGCAACAAGGAUUUACGUCGAGAAAUAACAAGCGCAAAUAAGCCGGCUAGCGUAAAAAUCUACACUAUAGGAUUGAGAUUUACAACUUAAACUUUUCGCAGACAAAUCUGAAACCAGAUUUAUUUAGUUGAUCUAUCGCAAAGUAUACCGCAGAUGAUUUAUUUACGGAACCAUACCGCGUUUUUUCGAUUAUCACAACAAGAAACAGAAUGAGAAUCAGACUCAACAAAAAAGGGCUGACUGGAAUUAUCAUUUCUCACUAGGAAGAUCGGAGUAUAGAAGACGUUUGAUACUAGGUUUACAAGACUACAGUCUCUGCAUCAAUACAAAGCAAGCACCUCCGUCCGUGGAUUCUGCGGACGAGCAGCUGCCCCACCUUCUGCUGGGGAUGAUUAUUGCAUGAUACGCAGUCGCAACUCAAACGAGUGGACUGGGAUGAGUUUCUGAGAAGGAGCAAGCCAGGCACAAAAUGAACAAAGUUGAUGGCCACCGUGGUUUGCUACAUAGUUUUUCUUUCGGGAAGAUGUGGCAUUUCGCCACUUUGCGUUUGCACUGCAGAUGGAGAAGAAAAGGUGCUCCUUCGAGCAAAGCUUAGCUUGAUAAAUACCACUAAAAUAAUCGAAAUUAUUUCACAGUUAUUGUCGUGACUUUACUACGUCCACGUGUGGGCUCUUUUUCUUGAGAACUUAUUUUGAAAUGCAAAAAGCUUUAGUGAUUUUAGAUCUAGUCUCUGUCACUUUCUUACGCUACGACCAAAGCUGCUCGGCGAAAAGGCUCAGUGCAGCAGUUCUGGUUAGCGGACCACGCUGUUGUAUUUAGAUAGUGCGAAAGACCUCCAGGGUUGAUGUACAACUAAGUACCAUGACAUGUUGACAUGAAGACCCGGGGGAGUAAUUUUUUUAUGACCUGUGUGUGUCGUGUAGAAGCAGAGAGUUUAUAUAUUUCCAUAGUUUGUCUCCGUGGUGUGUGCAUGAUGGGUCGGCUUGGUUGCGCUACAAAACUGGCGUAGGCAAACGAUCCGAUUCAUCGAAGGGUAGCACUAUUUUAUUUAGAAAGUUGAUGCGCGCCAAGUAAGCAGAAGCACAUUUGAACCCUGUGGUGACGUUUUAAUUUGGUGGCAUGUUUUCUCUUGCGCUUGCAUUUCUUGGUGAACAUGUGAAAAUCGAAAUUGUGACAGCUCGUAGAACAACAUCAAAGCGGAUCGAAAUUGAUGAUCCCGCGAAGAACAAUGGAGAUAAACGAACAUUUUUUUCACGCACAAAUCAGAAGAUAUAAUGAAAAUGCUGGCUCGGAUCUGAACUGGGCACGACGAGG
Molecule: messenger RNA, 13089 nt
Organism: Amoebophrya sp. A120
Lineage: Eukaryota; Dinophyceae; Syndiniales; Amoebophryaceae
Source: the annotation of a GenBank genome assembly